AUGAUGAGAUGGUCAGUUGAGCUAGGAGAAUUCGACGUACAUUACAAGCCAAAGCCUGCUAGCAAAGCUUGGGUGCUGGCCGACUUCAUGGUGGAACAGUCCUAUGAAACAACUGAAGAACCAAAGGUCUGGACACUACAUGUGGAUGGAUCAUCUAAUGCAAUCGGAGGAGGAGCAGGGCUAAUCCUUACUGCGCUAGAUGGUUUAGAAACACUGUAUGCGCCGAGGUUGGAGUUCACGACAACUAAUAAUGAUGCUGAAUAUGAAGCCCGAUUGGCAAGUCUACGCCUGGUAGAGUCCCUCAGAGUGGCUCGGAUUCAUGUGUCGAGUGAUUUACAAUUGGUGGUGGAGCAAGUGAAGGGAGAAUUUGAGGCUAAGGAACAGAAAAUGAAGAAAUACCUAGCAAAAGCGCAAAAGUACAUCAAAACAUUUGCUCAGUUUGAUAUAGAGCACGUACCACGAUCGGAGAACGGAAAGGCUGAUACACUAGCAAGAUUGGCCUCAGCUACAAAGCUAGAUUGGAAGAGCUCCGUUUACUUGGGAGGAGUUGGGAAGCCUUCCUACGAGGAGGUUAGUAUGAACUUGGUGGUGGUUGAAGCUAACGAAGGGGAAUGGAGAACCCCCCUAAUACAAUACCUUUUGGACGGGUCUUUAUCGAACGAUAAGAAGCAGUCUAUGAAGAUAAGAAGGAGGGCAACCCGGUACACACUCAUAAACCAAGAGUUGUAUAGGUCAUCCCUGACAUUGCCAUACCUGUGUUGCUUAGGUGCUGAAGAAGGAGAAUACGUGCUAAAGGAAAUUCAUGAAAGAAUAUGCGGAAAUCACCUUGCCAGCAGGGCGUUAGCCCACAAGGCUUUGCGGCAAGGGUUCUACUUGCCCACCAUGAAGAAAGAUGCGCUUGAAAUGGUUAAACGGUGCAACAGGUGCCAGAGGUGCGCCGGAAUACCACGCAUGCCGGCUAGUAUUCUCUCCCCCUUGACGAGCCCUUGUCCCUUCGCUCAAUGGGGACUAGAUAUUCUGGAACCAUUGCCUUAA
Messenger RNA from Malania oleifera, 1035 nucleotides. RefSeq lists its product as uncharacterized. The record is from RefSeq and is a predicted model, not a curated record. The coding region runs from base 1 to 1035 and encodes 344 amino acids. Lineage: Eukaryota; Viridiplantae; Streptophyta; Magnoliopsida; Santalales; Ximeniaceae. The transcript has a single exon. Gene Ontology annotation, molecular function: RNA-DNA hybrid ribonuclease activity; nucleic acid binding.